CUCUUAACACAGAAUGCCAGAAUAUUUUAAGAGCCAGUUGGGGGUGUUUUCCAACCUUUGCUGGAGUUGUUCUAUUUCCUGUAACUAUGUUGCUGUUAGUAAUUACUCUGUUCUUACUGAACGUGUCACCUUCUGUACAGAAACAGAAUGAUUUCUAUACUUUUAAAGUUGUAAAUAUCAGAGGCAAACUUGUUUCUCUUGAAAAGUAUCGCGGUUCGGUAAGUGAGGAAGAUACGAAUUCGAACCAUCCUUUUAGUUUGUCCUAUGUACCAUAUAUCUACACAAUUAAAAUUGAUAAGGUAGAUCGAAGAGUUGAUAAUUACGUUUAUUUUCUGUUUUCCCCUCCUGAAGAUGCAUCGGAAAAAGAGCCAAACUGGAAUUUCUGGAAAUACCUAGUAAAUCCAGAUGGAAAGGUGGUGAAUGCUUGGGGGCCUUCAAUUCCUGUGGAAAAAGUGAGACCACAUGUUACAGAACUUGUACGACAACUCAUCCUCAAAAAGAAGGAUGAACUGUAAUUAUAAGACCUAAACCAGACUGCAUUUCUUUAAGUCUGAAAAGUUUACCUAAAAUACACAAUGACAAAAAAGUGAAUGUCCUUGAUACUGCAGUAUUGGAAAAAGGAGUAUGCUUUUUAAAAUAUAUUUGUUCUCUGUGAUUUUGACUAGGUUUAUUUCAAUAAAAUUAACUGUACAUCAAGGA
Molecule: messenger RNA, 699 nt
Organism: Protopterus annectens (West African lungfish)
Lineage: Eukaryota; Metazoa; Chordata; Ceratodontiformes; Protopteridae
Gene: GPX7
Product: glutathione peroxidase 7
Exons: 3
Coding region: 87-515 (142 amino acids)
Biological process (GO): response to oxidative stress
Molecular function (GO): glutathione peroxidase activity
Source: RefSeq, a predicted model, not a curated record